AUGCUCUUAGCGUGCUCCUCACGCAUCGGAGAAACCAGCACAGACCAGUGUUUGAAGCGCGAUGGAAAAUAUUUACUCAUCCAAUUAGCCAAGAUUGCAGCGGCUCGGAUGGGGGCGGCAGCUUCAAGGCGCGGGAGUGGUGUAAUAGCGGGGGAGGUGAACUACGCGCCAAUAUCGGCGCAUGGUUUCGCGGAACGGCCGGACGGUGACUGUAGGUUACCAUUAUCGCCGCCCGACGAUAGUCAGCCUCACGCGACCGAUGCACGC
Iphiclides podalirius (scarce swallowtail) is the source of this 267-nucleotide messenger RNA. NCBI's taxonomy places the organism in Eukaryota, Metazoa, Arthropoda, Insecta, Lepidoptera, Papilionidae. The record is from the annotation of a GenBank genome assembly.